AUGGAUUGUGCUGAAACUGAUCAUAAUGAAUACUAUUGGAUUAUGCAUGGCAUUUUCAUUGUAUCUCUUCCAAUAUAUUCGAUUGCAAUAAUUGCCCUUUUGCAAACAAAAUCUCCGUAUUUUGAAAAAUAUAAAUUGUUUUUGAUUUGGCACACUUCCACGAAUUUGUUAGCCGAGUUGUUAAACUCCUGGUUUUUGAUUCCAGUUGUUCAUGUGAAUCUUCCUAUUUUAAGAUUUACUGGAAUUCUGUCACAUUGGGGAUUUUCAGGAUUAUUUCAGUUUUUCGUAAUUGGCACUAUGAUAUACUUGACCGCAUACUCUGUACUUGAAAUGUUUAUGUUCCGUUUCCGUGCAAGUUUAUUCAACUAUAAAUCAACAUAUUUUUAUAUCUACUUAAAAGCUAAUAUAUAUCUCUUCCGAUUCGCAAUGUUAUGUUUUUUAACUUUGAAUAUUUGUACCUACAGUUUUGCAAUCGAUCAACAGACUGUGAACAAAUACAGUUUAUCAUUGAAGUUUCCCGAUGCACCUUCAAUUAUACUAUGCUAUACUGUCAUUGCAUCAGCUCCAUUUGCUGAUCCUGCGACAAUGUUCAAUGUUUUGAUAUGGUUGAGUGUGGUGAUUGUAACCUUGACAUCUACAAUUGCAACUACAGUAUACCUUCAGAGGAAUCUGAGAGAGAAUGAGCAUUAUUCGGAAACUGUUGUGAGAAUGCACAAAAUGCUUUUGAUUACAUUAUCCAUUCAGACUGCAAUUCACGGAAUCAUGUUAGGAAUUCCAAAUGCAUUAUUCAUUUUUGCCGCAUUUUUUGGAGUUCGCCAUGAAUCUGUUGCAAAACUUUCAUUCAUUUUUCUAACAACUCAUGGAUUAGCUUCAACUAUUGCAAUGGUCGUGCUCACAAAACCAAUCAAAAUUGCUGCUAUGGAACUUUUUAAAUGCAGAAGUGGCGAUAAAGUGGUGGAGACUGAUAAUAGAAGAAUGUCUAGAAAAUUAUAAUUUUAAUAUACUUUCUUUGUUUCCCCCCGAUUUAUUUUGUGCUGGCCAAUGUUUUUUGAUUAAAAAAAAUCAAUCCCAUCCAGGAACUUCUGCAACGUCACACGGAACAAAUGAACAUCACGGACAAAAAAUUCCUCAACAGAUGUUCACUGAAUGAUUUUUUCCUACGUUUCCUAUUGCAUUCAUUUGUUUCUCCAUCCUUAUUUGUGAAAUUUCAAUUGAAAAC
This is a messenger RNA of Caenorhabditis elegans, 1219 nucleotides long. It is a transcript of the gene srh-17, whose product is annotated as Serpentine Receptor, class H. The record is from RefSeq and is marked reviewed. NCBI's taxonomy places the organism in Eukaryota, Metazoa, Nematoda, Chromadorea, Rhabditida, Rhabditidae. Bases 1 to 993 code for a protein of 330 amino acids. The transcript has 5 exons.